Selaginella moellendorffii is the source of this 607-nucleotide messenger RNA. Its product is annotated as cysteine proteinase inhibitor A. The record is from RefSeq and is a predicted model, not a curated record. Bases 31 to 456 code for a protein of 141 amino acids. Gene Ontology annotation, molecular function: cysteine-type endopeptidase inhibitor activity. NCBI's taxonomy places the organism in Eukaryota, Viridiplantae, Streptophyta, Lycopodiopsida, Selaginellales, Selaginellaceae. The transcript is spliced from 2 exons.
GAAGGGGGCAAAGAAUGCUUGGGCUUGGCGAUGGCUAUGGCGACGAAGAUGACGCGCGCGUGGGUUUGGAUCGCUGUCGCAGCGAUGCUCCUUGCAUGCCGUGUGGGUGAGGCGAGUCGAUUUGGUAGGGAUAGGAGGAUCGAAUUUGGGGGCGGCAAGCGCGUGUCCUCGCUGGUGGGCGGCUGGAGCGCGAUCGAUCCCAAGGACCCCAAUGUCGUCACGCUUGCGAAAUUUGCAGUCCACGAGCACAACAAGAAGCUGAGUGGCCAUGGGACGCUCUUGUACUCCAAACUGGUGGAAGCGAAGAGCCAAGUAGUGUCCGGAGUGAUGUAUCUCCUCACGGUCGAGGCGACGGAUAGCAAGAACAGUGUUUGCAGCUACGAGGCCAAAGUUUGGGUGAAAGAGUGGGAGAACUUCCGGAGAUUGAUGUCGUUUGAUCCAGUGACUAAAUCUUAGGCAGCACUAGCGGCGGCAAAGAUGGAAAAAAAUAACUCAAAAACAGGUUCUCCAGUUCUAAGUUUUUGUUCUAAUCCAGAGAAUUGUUGCUCGGUGUUCCUUCGCGGCCAUUUCACGGGCAUUAAAUAAAAACAUUGGCAGUUUCCCGGGA